Colletotrichum lupini is the source of this 699-nucleotide messenger RNA. RefSeq lists its product as uncharacterized. The transcript is spliced from 6 exons. Lineage: Eukaryota; Fungi; Ascomycota; Sordariomycetes; Glomerellales; Glomerellaceae. The record is from RefSeq and is a predicted model, not a curated record. Bases 1 to 699 code for a protein of 232 amino acids.
AUGAAAUACAUGAUUGAUGAGACGCAUUUUACCGCUGGCCUGUGGCAGACUUACGGAGACUCAAAUGAAUUGGCGGUGGGAGUUUCAUUCGAUGGGCUUAUUAUCAUGAUUCUAAUAAUUCCCCAUGUUUUGGGACCUACAUAUCCAAGCUUACAAGUGUUGAGCUUCACCCUGGUGGGAGUUGACGAUCUAUUUCUGAGGCCAAAGUCACUAUUCCGAGGUUGCGCUACAUUUCAGGACCAGCAAUUAUUAAUGACGUUUGCAUGCAUCAGGCCAAUCACCUUAGAUACUAAUGAUUUUGGAGAUAUUGAAUACCUUGUCUGCUUGCUCCCGUGCCGGGUCGAGGACGGCGAGGGAAGGACUGGGACGGUCGUGGAUGUACCUACGUACCUCGGCCGAGGUCAGCUCCAGCGGACGAGGGUUGCAUUUGGAAUAAUGACCCUGUUUACAUUGGACACCGAAGAAAGAAAGAUAAACCCUGCAAGCUGCAACAAUUGCGAAUUUUUGGAGAUGCCCGCCGGGCUUCAGCUGUACGCACCACCUCACCACACUAUUCCGUACUCCGUACACUACACUAAGCCUACAGAUACAGAUACACAUACUCACUCCUCCCCGACUCGCCGAACAGCAACAAACGCCGCCGAGGUUCUGGACACGAGAGAGAAGAAAAAAACUUACAUCAGCUCCAUCCCACCAUAA